Messenger RNA from Lycium barbarum (goji berry), 1360 nucleotides. RefSeq lists its product as uncharacterized. The record is from RefSeq and is a predicted model, not a curated record. The coding region runs from base 21 to 1196 and encodes 391 amino acids. Lineage: Eukaryota; Viridiplantae; Streptophyta; Magnoliopsida; Solanales; Solanaceae. The transcript has 3 exons.
UCAAUUAUUCAAAAAGGAAAAUGGCAUCAUAUGCCCACAAUGUUGUGGGACUUGGGAUUUUCUUGGUAAUGCUUGUGGCAUUAGUAGAGGCCACUCCUCCUGGAAUAGCCUACCAUCCAAGCCAUUCUCAUUGCUCUGAUGAUGAGAUCAAGCAAUGUAAAAAUCUUCCCCAUGUUUGUCCCAAGUUCUGUCCUAAUGGUUGCAUAACUGAGUGUCGUUCUUGUAAGCCUAUUUGCAUUGAUGGCUCACCUCCACCUCCCUAUUCCCCUCCUCCAUCAACAUCACCUCCAUCAACAACUCCAAAGAAGUUUAAGUGCAAGAACAAGAAAUACCCGAGUUGUUAUAAUCAAGAACAUACGUGCCCUAGCUCUUGCCCUGGUACUUGUCAAGUUGAUUGUGUCUCUUGCAAACCUGUUUGCAAUUGUGACAAGCCAGGAGCUGUUUGCCAAGAUCCACGUUUCAUUGGUGCAGAUGGCAUUACCUUCUACUUCCAUGGCAAGAAGGACAAAGAUUUUUGCCUGGUCUCAGACUCUGACUUCCACAUUAAUGCCCACUUCAUAGGAAAACGAAAUGAGAACAUGAAAAGAGACUUCACAUGGGUUCAAGCCAUCGGUAUACUUUAUGGUACUCACAACAUCUCUGUUGGAGCACAAAAAACAGCAACAUGGGACGAUGCCAUCGACCGCCUUUUCCUCAACUUUGACGGUGAAACUAUUGUUCUUCCCGACAACGAAGGCGCAAGGUGGCAGUCUGAAACUGAACCAAUAGCCUCCAUUACUCGAACCAGCGACACCAAUGAAGUUAUAAUCGAAGUUGAAAACAUUUUCAAGAUUGCAACAAAGGUGGUGCCUAUUACUGAUAAAGAAUCUAGAGUUCAUAACUAUGGCAUAGCAAAAGAUGAUUGUUUUGCACAUCUUGAACUUGGGUUCAAAUUUUUCUCACUCAGUGAUGAAGUGAGUGGUGUUUUGGGCCAAACUUAUAGAAGGAACUAUGUGAGCAGAGCGAAGAUGGAUGUUUUGAUGCCUGUAAUGGGAGGUGACAAAGAGUUUUCAGCUUCGGGACUCUUUGAUGCUGAUUGCUCUGUGACUAAGUUUCAAACACCAAAAUCAGAGAAUGAGGAUUCGUUGAAUUUGGAGCUGCCCAGCUUGAGAUGCAAAAGUGGGAUUUAUGGACGUGGAGUUGUCUGCAAACGUUGAGAUUUCUUGAUUAAACAUUAAUUGUUAGUCAUGAGUGAAUAAAGAGUUGACUAGAAAAUAAGGUUAAUUACAAACCAAAGGAAUAUAAUAUUUAAGAACUAUGCUCAAAGAAAAAUUAUUAAAGUUGGGCGAAAAAGAUUUACUGAUAUUAAACUUCUUCUCCA